AAACUAAAGCCAAACAGCCCCUUAACAGCCCCACUUCUUCUUUCAUCCAUACCAUUCUCCUCUGUUUUCCACUUUACCUCCUACAGUUCACAGUUCACAUAACCCCACAACAAUAAAAUCAGCAUUAGUUUUGAACAAAACCCAAUUGAUCUUCCUCUGGAAAACUUUCUGGUCUUUUUUUUUUUGAGCUGAUGAAGUUAAAGAUGAGAGCUUUGAGCUGUACUGUUAGUACAGUUGUUCUUGCAGUUGUGUUUUUGAGUAGUUCUUCAGUGUUUGCAGGCGAUAUAGUUCACCAAGAUGAUGAGGCACCUAGAAGACCUGGUUGUGACAAUAAUUUUGUUCUGGUGAAAGUUGCAACUUGGAUUGAUGGCAAUGAGGAAAUGGAAUUUGUUGGUGUUGGUGCUCGAUUUGGCCAAACCUUGGAAUCCAAAGAGAAGCGUGCCGACCAAACAAGACUUGCCCUUGCUGACCCCCCUGAUUGUUGUAGUAAACCAAAAAAUAAGCUUACCGGUGAGGUCAUCUUGGUGUACCGAGGUAAUUGUAGUUUCACAACUAAAGCAAAUGUUGCAGAGGAAGCAGGUGCUUCUGCAGUCCUCAUCAUUAACAACCAGACAGAACUCUUCAAGAUGGUUUGUGAACCCAACGAGACUGAUAUAGAUAUUCAGAUACCUGCUGUGAUGCUUCCUAUUGAUGCUGGUCAGAAGUUGGAGGCCGUUAUGAAAAACAAGUCUGCUGUUAUGGCGCAACUAUAUUCUCCGCACCGUCCACUUGUUGAUGUAGCUGAAGUGUUUUUAUGGCUUAUGGCUGUUGGCGCAAUCUUAUGUGCAUCGUACUGGUCUGCAUGGACUGCUAGAGAAGCAGCAAUUGAGAUGGACAAGCUUUUAAAGGAUGGCUCAGAUGACUAUCUUAAUUUGGAGAGUAGUAAUUUAAGAGGAGUGGUGGACAUCAACACAACUUCUGCAGUUCUCUUUGUUGUAGUUGCUUCUGGUUUCUUGGUUAUGCUUUACAAAUUGAUGUCAUUCUGGUUCAUUGAGGUGCUGGUGGUUCUAUUUUGCAUUGGCGGCAUAGAGGGACUGCAAACCUGUUUGGUGGCAUUGUUAUCAUGUUUCAGAUGUUUUGAACAUGCUGGAGAGUCUUUCAUAAAGGUCCCCUUUAUUGGAGCUGUAUCAUACCUGACACUGGCUGUUUCUCCAUUCUGCAUAGCAUUUGCUGUUGUAUGGGCAGUUUACCGCCGUGUCUCAUUUGCUUGGAUCGGUCAAGAUAUCCUUGGUAUUGCUUUGAUAGUCACAGUUCUCCAGAUCAUACGAGUUCCAAAUUUGAAGGUUGGAACAGUUCUACUAAGUUGUGCAUUCCUAUAUGACAUUUUCUGGGUGUUUGUUUCAAAGUGGUGGUUUAAGGAGAGUGUGAUGAUAGUGGUUGCUCGUGGUGAUAGAAGUGGAGAAGAUGGUAUACCAAUGCUACUCAAGAUCCCUCGGAUGUUUGAUCCAUGGGGUGGCUACAGUAUAAUUGGAUUUGGCGACAUCAUCUUGCCUGGAUUGCUGGUGGCCUUUUCACUAAGGUAUGAUUGGCUGUCCAAGAAGAAUCUUCGAGAAGGAUACUUUCUGUGGGCAAUGAUUGCGUAUGGAUUAGGUCUCCUCAUUACUUACAUGGCCCUGAACAUGAUGGAUGGACAUGGCCAACCAGCAUUACUUUAUAUUGUUCCUUUCACACUAGGUACAUUCUUGACAUUAGGGAAGAAGAGAGGUGAUCUUAAGAAUCUAUGGACAAGAGGAGAGCCAGAGAGACCUUGCUCCCAUGUCGAACUCCAACAGACUGAAUGAUUGGGAUCUCAUUGUUCAGGCCGGUUAACUGCAUAUAGGUAUUACACUGGAGAUGCCUAAUUGGAUAGCAAGCAGAGAGCUAGAAUGUGGGUAAUGUGGAAAAUUGCAGGUUAUGCUGUGCAUUGCGUUUGUUUCUGUUCCUGCUCGAGGACAGAUUCACAGUGGAUUAAUAACAAGCAGAGGGUAGUGACCAUACUAAUUGUGUGCUAGUAGUUUGCAGGACUAUGUUGUAUCAUAUUGGCAAGCUCAGUUUAUUUGCAUAUAGAUACUAGGCUACAUGCACUCUAGCAGCUAACAACCUUGUUUGUACUUUGAGGGAAAAGCUGUUGGCAAGGCGUUAUGCUUUUGCCAAAGGAUAAGUGAUAAAUCUCUCGAGGCAUUUUGAGUAAGAGAGUUCCUUUUUGUAGUUUUUGCUACUUUAAUGAAUCCACGCAUUUGUGUUGUUCCAUA
Coffea eugenioides is the source of this 2270-nucleotide messenger RNA. RefSeq names its product signal peptide peptidase-like 4. Lineage: Eukaryota; Viridiplantae; Streptophyta; Magnoliopsida; Gentianales; Rubiaceae. Gene Ontology annotation, molecular function: aspartic endopeptidase activity, intramembrane cleaving. Gene Ontology annotation, biological process: membrane protein proteolysis. The coding region runs from base 192 to 1820 and encodes 542 amino acids. The transcript is spliced from 14 exons. Gene Ontology annotation, cellular component: lumenal side of endoplasmic reticulum membrane; lysosomal membrane; cytoplasmic side of endoplasmic reticulum membrane. The record is from RefSeq and is a predicted model, not a curated record.